CAGGUCGACAUGGAUUGGCGCCUGUUGGUUUGUUUGAUUUUUCUGGCGCAUUUGAGAGUUUUGAGAGGACAAAUCUCGGAGUGCAGUCAUGACCAGUGGCAGUGUGACGAUGGCGGGUGUAUUCCUGCUGUGUGGAGAUGUGAUGGAGAUGGAGAUUGUCUGGAUGGAUCAGAUGAAGUGGACUGCACUGGACUCCGAGGCUCUGAUUGUCCGCCAGGUCAGUUUGCUUGUGUGGACUCUGUUGGCUGUGUUAAAGCGUCGGCCCGCUGCGAUGGACAAAAGCAGUGUCCCACUGGCUCCGAUGAGGAGAACUGUCCAGUCACAGAGGGCUGCCUGGACUCUGACUGGACAUGUCAAAAUCACAUCUGCAUCCCUAAAGAGCUGAGGUGCAAUGGAAUAGAUGACUGCAUGGACAACUCUGAUGAAAAGGACUGUGAUUUGUGCAGUGAGGGCAGCAUACGGUGUCCUGAGGGGACAUGUCUAUCUGCUGACGAGCAGUGCGAUGGCAUGUUUCACUGUUCUGAUGAAAGCGAUGAGCCCAUAACCUGCGGGCGUGCCUGCGUUAUGGACAAUGGUGGAUGUAGCCAUGUGUGCACUGACGAACCCAGGGGAGUUCUGUGUUCUUGUCCUGCUGGAUAUAAGCUGUCUCCUAAUGGAACAGACUGUGAAGAUUUGGAUGAAUGUGCUCCACCUUUCGACCCCUGUGCUCAUCACUGCAGUAACACCAUCGGUUCUUACUAUUGCUACUGCAGAGCGGGAUUCAAACUAAAUGAAAACUCAACAUGUGUGGCUUCAGCUAAUCCUGUCCGAUUGCUGCUGGUUGGGGGGACAGCUUUAGGAUUAUUGAAUGUGAAAUCUCAACAGUUUGAAAUUAUUCAGAGUUCAACAUUUGACUCUGUGGCCUUGGCGUUUGAUGUUGCGCGGGGGUGGUACUACUGGGCUGACAGCCGUGGCAACAUUUACAAAAGUGAUGGACAGCAAAGCUGGACAGCCUAUACUGGAGAGCCUGGUAUCAAAGGCUUAGCUUGUGACUGGCUCAGUGGGAAUCUGUUCUGGACCAACAAGAAGACUGAGUCAAUCUACCUGCAGAGUUCUGAUGGAAAAAGUUACACUGCUCUGCUCAGCAAAAACAUCAGGCCCUCAGAGCUGGUCGUUAUGCCUGUAGAAAGCUUGAUGUUCUGGAUCAAUACAGGUCCAGGUGACAGAGCAACAAUAGAAAAGUCUUGGAUGGAUGCCUCAGAAAGAAGCUCUCUGGCAGUCAUCACUGCUCAGUCUGCCCACAGCCUCACUGCUGAUGUAGCUGCCAGACGGCUGUACUGGAUCAGUGAUUUUAAGAGGUCCAUAGAGACUGUGAAGGUGGAUGGGAGUGGCCGUUACUCCUACACAGGACUGUUCAGCAGGAGAGCACCGCAGAGCCUUGCUGUGUUUGAAAGUUCGUUUUAUUGGGUUGAUAACAAAGGACUCUGGCAGGCUCCACAGACUCAACUGAGCCAGAGAAAAUUUAUAUGGGAACCCACACUGCCAGUAUUAGCGGUUUACCAUGAGCUACAACAGCCUCAAGGUUAUUCUGCAUGUGUAAAAACACCCUGUCACCUCUGCCAGCUAACUAAAAGCAACCCUCUUGGAUUCACCUGCUCUUGUCCAAACCUCAAAUUGCUGUUGCUGGAUGAGACAUGUGAAAAUCCACGGUUUCUCUAUGCUACAAAUACGGAAAUCAUCUUGUUGGAGUUGGAAGAUAAAGGGUUCAUUGAAAGCCAGCUUUUCACCACCAAUGAGGGGAUCCUCUCUUUUGAGAUUGACUGGGACAGAGACUGGCUUUACUGGGCAAACCAAACUGGCCACAUUCAACGCAUCAGUUUAACAGCGGCCACCGCUGAGCUGGUCCCAACACCUUUGCCAGUUUGUCUGAUAAAUAUGGACCAGAGGAGCGGAAGCCUUUAUUGGGUGUCAUGUCAUCGAAACACCAUCGGAACAAUCACAGCUGACAGCUACCACCCAAAGCAGCUUUACUACACGACAAAGGAGAUUAAAAACUUGUAUCUGGACUGGCUGCGGGGUACCAUCAUCUGGCUAGAAGAAGAUCGAAUUCUCAGCAUGAGCAUGUUGGGAGGUGACGCUAAAGAGCUGCUGCACAUAGCUGGAGGAGUGAGUGGGGGCAUCGCUUUUGACCUCAGGGCUAAUAGCCUGCUGUGGAACUCAAAAAUGGCAGGCUUAACAACAUUAAGUUUGCUGCGAGAGAGAAGCCACCAAGCUGGAAGAAGAUGGAAGAUUUCGGGCUCAGUUGUAGCUGCCCUCGAGCCUUUUCUCUUGUCAGUUUCAGACAACGUAAUGACUCUGUGGGAUCAGCGUGAUGGGAGCCCCAUUCAAGAUGCAGCUGUGACGGGUCAUGUGAUCAGAGUAAUCACUGCUCCCAUAGAUAUUCAGACAGUUCAGACCUGCAGGAAACCAUCGUUUUUGUGCAGACACUCAUCAGUCUGCCUCUCAGAAGCUCAGCUGUGUGACGGGAAAAAGGACUGCCCGGAAGGAGAUGACGAGUUUUGUCCUGGGGCUUGUCUGUCUAUAGAGGAGUUCGAAUGCCAGGACCGGAGCAGUUGCCUUUCCAGACGUCUUAUGUGUGAUGGUCAGUCUGAUUGUACCGAUGGCUCGGAUGAGGCUGAUUGUCCAACUGCAGCUCCUCGUACAAGUCGGUCAAAUGUGAUGAAAUGUCGCAUAGGCUCAAAGCCAUGUGAAGAUGGCAAAGACUGUGUUUUAUAUAGUCACGUGUGUGAUGGAGAGGACGACUGUGCGGAUGGAUCAGAUGAACUGGGCUGCGAUGCCCUGCAACAGAACAUGACUACCACAAGAACUAAUAUGGACCAAUCAAACAAAACUCCAGGUCCUACCACUCUUUCUCCUCGAGCUCUCCUGGCCUGCACCAGUCCCUCUGUCCUCUGUCCUUCUUCUGCUUACCUCUGCAUAUCUCCAGACCAGUUCUGCAAUGGACAUAGUGACUGCCCUGACGGCUUUGAUGAAAAGAACUGCGUAAAAAGUUGCCCCUCAAAAAAUGACUUUCUUUGCAAAGAUCAUCGCGGCUGCGUAUCUAAAAGCCUGGUUUGUGACGGUGAAUUUCAUUGCUACGACGGCUCUGAUGAGGUCGACUGUUCGAGUGCAGCCACGGCUGCUCCUGGGAGAAACAUUCUGAAAUGCCGUUUGGGGUUCACAGUCUGCAAAGAUGGGAAUCAGUGUGUCCUCAAUAUCAGCGUCUGUGAUGGAGAGAAAGACUGUCAAGAUGGAUCAGAUGAAGAACGAUGCAAUGUUGCAGAGAGAGAUUCUACAAUGCAAAUAGAGAGACAGCCCUCAAAUGAUUCUCCUGUACUCCUCACACCGUCCAUUAAACCUCACUACAGGCUACCUUGCAGCAGUCCUUCAAUUCUGUGUCCAGAUUCCUCUUUGUGCAUUAAACCAGCACAGAUAUGUGAUGGAAGAAAAGACUGCCAUGAUGGAUCUGAUGAGAACUGUGUGAAAGGGUGUCCUUUUGAGGACUUUCUCUGCAAGGACCGAAGGAGCUGUGUCUCCAAGAGUCUGGUCUGUGAUGGACUGUUUCAGUGCCAGGAUGGAUCAGAUGAACUGAACUGUCCGACUGUGACCGCUCCUGCAGCUCAAAAUGUGCUGCAGUGCCACAGGAACGCAAAGAUGUGUAGUGAUGGCACAGAGUGUGUUUUACUCAGCCACGUAUGUGAUGGAGAGAAAGACUGCAUGGAUGGAUCUGAUGAAGAAGGAUGUCCAGGAAUUUGCAAAAAAGGUGAGUUUCAGUGUGCCCAUGGGAAAAUGUGCAUCCCUGAGGUUCAGGUGUGUGAUGGGAGGUUCCAGUGUCAGGACCAUUCAGAUGAAGCUGACUGCCAGAAACCAAUCAAGAGCUGUGAGCAUCGUUGUGCUGACGGGAAGCGCUGCAUCCCAAAGAAGUUCCUGUGUGAUGGAGAAAAAGACUGUGUGGAUGGCUCAGAUGAAGUGGGCUGCAAUCAGGCUGCUGCUCCAUCAUCAGAGUCUCCUGUCUUCACUGCAUCACCUUGCGUUGCUCCUUCAGUUCUCUGCCCUGGAUCAUCACUGUGCAUCUCUCAAAAUCAGCUGUGUGAUGGACAAAGAGACUGCCCUGAUGGAUCUGAUGAAAAUGACUGUGCGGUCCAUUGUGUAAACCCAACUGACUUUCUCUGCAAAGAUCAUAUGGGCUGUGUCUCCAAGAGUCUGGUCUGUGAUGGACGCCGUCAUUGCCAGGAUGGAUCGGAUGAACUGAACUGUCCGACUGUGACCGCUCCUGCAGCUCAAGAUGAUGUGCUGCAGUGCCAUAGAAAUGCAAAGAUGUGUAGUGAUGGCACAGAGUGUGUUUUACUCAGCCACGUAUGUGACGGAGAGAAAGACUGCAUGGAUGGAUCUGAUGAAGAAGGAUGUCCAGGAAUUUGCAAAAAAGGUGAGUUUCAGUGUGCCCAUGGGAAAAUGUGCAUCCCUGAGGCUCAGGUGUGUGAUGGGAGGUUCCAGUGUCAGGACCAUUCAGAUGAAGCUGACUGCCAGAAACCAAUCAAGAGCUGUGAGCAUCGUUGUGCUGACGGGAAGCGCUGCAUCCCAAAGAAGUUCCUGUGUGAUGGAGAAAAAGACUGUGUGGAUGGCUCAGAUGAAGUGGGCUGCAACUACAACACUGCAACAACCAAGGCUCCUGCUUUUCCUUUUGCUUCACCGUGCACUCCUCCUUCAGUUCUCUGCCCUCGAUCGUCACUGUGCAUUGCUAAACAUCAGCUGUGUGAUGGACAAAGAGACUGCCCUGAUGGAUCUGAUGAAAACGGCUGUAUGGUUCAUUGCGAAAACUCAAAUGACUUCUUGUGCAGUGACCACAAACAGUGUAUCCCUGAAAUGCAAGUGUGCGACGGCCAAGCCCAGUGUCCCGACGGCUCUGACGAGAAGCACUGUCAGUCACCAAAUCCCACUGCCACCUCCUCUGAUGAGCUCAGCACCAGAUCGACUCCUCUGAAGUGCCGCAAUGGUUUUAAGCUGUGCGACGACGGCCUGGAGUGCGUCAUGUACAGCCACUUAUGUGAUGGAGAAAAGGACUGCAAGGACGGGUCAGAUGAAGAGGGAUGUGCUAUUCAGUGUAAAGCAGGUGAGUUCCAGUGUUCCCAUGGGAAAAAAUGCCUCCCACAAGAGCGAGUGUGUGACGGGCAAAAUGACUGUCUGGACCGAUCUGAUGAAACUGACUGCUCAGUUAUGAUUGAGGGCUGCCAUCAGCGCUGUGAUAAUAAUACUCGCUGCAUACCAAAGAGCUUCCUGUGUGAUGGAGAGAGAGAUUGUGCUGAUGGGUCAGAUGAGGAAAACUGUGGUUUGGUGUCCUGUGCGGAUCAUCAGUAUCGAUGCGUUAGCGGUCAGUGCGUGUCUGAGGCACUGAGAUGUGACGGAUAUGCCGACUGCAGUGACGGCUCUGAUGAGCUGCACUGCUCGAGGCCCCCACGCUGCCUCACACAACUCCGAUGCCCACACACUCAUGAGUGUUUGCAGAAAGAGUGGCUCUGCGAUGGCGAGGACGACUGCCAGGAUGGUUCAGACGAGAAGAACUGCAAUGCUCCUCCAGCAAAGUGCUUAAAGUUCCAGUGGCAGUGUGGAGACAGCAUUCAGUGCGUUCCUCUGUCAUGGAGGUGUGAUGGGAGGAAGGACUGUUACAAUGGCAUCGACGAGGAAAAAUGUAGCCAGAAAAUAUGCCCUUCUCAUCUUUACCAGUGUGGCAGUGGAGAGUGUGUGGACACUAACCUGGUGUGUAAUGGCGUCACUAACUGUGCUGAUGGGUCAGAUGAGGGUGUGAAUUGUGUGCAGCACAGCUGCUCCAGUCCAUCGGCUCCCUUAUGCGACCACAGCUGUGUCAGCACACCGUAUGGUCCGAAGUGCUACUGUGCUGCGGGUUUCAGACUGAUGUCCAGAGCCACACACUGUGUGGACAUCGAUGAGUGUACAACAACACCUCAUGCCGUAUGCAACCACAUUUGUCGGAACACCCGUGGAUCCUACAGCUGUCAUUGCCACCCUGGCUUCUACCUGGAACCUGAUAACAAAAGCUGCAAGACGAAAGAUGAGCCCUUGCUUCUGGCAUCAGUGCAGUCAGACUUGUUCCUGCUGGGAGUCCAUAGUGGCACGCUGCAUCUCCUCACCUCUACCAGUCGACCCGCCUUCUCACUGGAUUAUCACUGGGUUCAACAAAGGAUUUACUGGCUGAGCACUGACUACCAGAGCAUCCGCUGGGUCGACAUGAGAAACCCAGACAAAAGAGGAAACUUGGUCAAAGGUGUGAAGUCUGAUUUUAUCGCAGUGGACUGGGUGGGUAAGAAUUUAUACUGGGUGGAUGGCCUGGUUGGUCAAAUUCUGGCAGUGAAACUCAGCAACGCCACAGUGAGGUCUCAGGACUGCACUGUGGUCCUGGGAGAAGAUUUGGAGCAGCCAAGCUCCUUGGUUCUGCUGCCACAUAAAGGGCUGAUGCUGUGGUCUGAGAUCGGCAGCACGCCUCAGAUUAAGCAGUCUGGGAUGGAUGGUUCAGAGAGGAAGGUGGUUGUGAGCCACAGUUUGAGUUGGCCAGUCAGUUUGGCCUAUGACCUCCUAGAUAACAGAGUGUACUGGGCAGAUGAGAAACUGCGCUGCAUUGGCUCAGCCUCUCUGGAUGGAGGCAACAUCAAGAUCAUUCAGUUGGCUGAAACGCCAAACCCUUUCUCAGUGGUGGUCUUCAAUGAUCGUGUUUUCUGGUCUGACACAAAGAGAAGAGUCAUACGCUCAGCUGACAAGAACACUGGGAAAGACCAAAAGGUUGUUCUGAAGAGACCGGGACAGCCAUUUGGGCUAAAGCUGAUGCAUGCCCUUUCGCAGCCAGCUGUGCCCAGUCCUUGUGACCAUCUGCGCUGCUCCCAUAUUUGCCUUCUGGCCCCCCCGGUGACGGGCAGAUCAGCAGUAUGUCGAUGCCCGAAGGGUCUGCUGCUUUCCAAGGACAACAUCACCUGCUCUCGGCCCAGGGAUUCAUCUUUCAUCCUGCUCCUGUCUCAAAACACAAUUUACCAGAUUUACUUGCGCUCCUUGCGAAGGGAUGGUAUCGCCCUGAAAAAAAUGCCAAACAGCAGAGUCUUGGCCCUCCCGGAUAUAAACGAAGCCAUGGGGCUAGAUAUCUCCACCCAGGAGUUGUAUGUGGCUUAUGCGGGAUCUGUGGAUGUUCUGAAAAUGGGAAGCUACAGGUCAAGACAAGGACUCACACCUGCUGGACAAGUCCUAAAGCUGAAGGAUGAUUCGGUCACGGCUCUGGCAAUUGACUGGGUGACCUCUAACCUCUACUGGAGCAGCAGCUCAAGGCCCAACAUCCAUGUGACAUCCCGCAAUGGUGGCUACACCACGUCUCUCCUGCAAGGAUCACUGACGCUUGCCACAUCCAUCGCGUUACAUCCCUCCUCAGGUCGACUUUGCUACACAGCAGUGGUCAUGGCAGGUGGGAAGAGCCUGACGGAGGUGGUCUGUGCCUGGAUGGAUGGCCGGAACAAAGCAGUGCUGUGGGGAAAGUCGAGAGUCCCCAACUCCCUGGUGUUCGUUAAUAAUGGGACCAGAAUCUACUGGGCUGACACUGAUGGAGUGAUCAGCUCCAUUGGAGUGGAUGGUUUGGGAUAUAAACAGUUUAAGGCAGGACCUGAUCUGAUUAUGUCCUUGACAAUUACUGAGAACAUCCUGUUCUGGGUCACACAGGGAAAGGAUGUGACCAAGCUGUGGUUCAGUGAUGGCCUCCAGCCUAAACAGUUGUGGUUUGAGACAAAGACCAGCGUGGUGGAAAUCAGAGCUCACAGCAAUGACACCCAGUCAGGAAGCAAUAGCUGCUCCAAAAACAAUGGAGGGUGUGUCCAUCUGUGCCUGGCCUAUCCCGGAGGUAGGAUGUGUAAAUGUGGGCGUGGCUUUUACACCUUAAAUGUCACUUCUUGUGCCCCAAUUACCUCCUGUGCCCCUGGAGAAGAAUCCUGCUUUGACCGCAGCCAGUGUAUCAGCAGGAGCAAGUUCUGUGAUGGACAGGUUGACUGCCUGGACCAGUCGGACGAACAGGACUGUCCAACUUCAAACACUGCCUCAUUUGGAACUGAAGACACUGAUGGCCACCCUCUGGAUUCGUCAUCAUCUACAUCCAACACAGACAAGAACUCUGUCUCAUUUCAAGACUCUGCCUCCUGUGAUCUGCAACGCUGCAGUAGUCAUGGGAACUGCAUUGUGGAGGGUAAAUUCACUCGCUGCCAGUGUCUGUCUGGUUACAAAGGAGAGUUCUGUCAAGAGGAAGAAAGGCAAAGCCAUGUCGGGGUGAUCCUGGGUGUCUUCUGCCUCAUUGCAGUGCUGAUAGUCGCCGGAUUCAUUUUCACUAAAAGGAGAGGAUGGGAGCUCACCAGAAGCAGAUCCGCAGACAAGGAAAAUCUCAUGGCCAACAUGGGUCUAUCGAGUGAUGUAGAGUCUGACUCUGAGGAGGUGGACUCCCCAGCUGACGUAAACCCUCUGGCACAGCUCGAUUAGACUACUCUACUCUGCACUAGCUGUUGUGCUAGCUUUAUAGCAACCUGGAAAUUCUCAGGCCUCAUGUGUAAUUUGUGAGGAUGCAUUUCAGUGGCUAUGAAAAUGCUGAAAAAAAGUGCAAUUGUAUAGAAUGAAAGUUCUCACUAUUAGCGGCUGCUCUCAAAUUUAUAAAAAUUUUCCACAGGCUGAUUUGAUUGCUGGGAGUGGUUUGGUAAAUUUGCUGUGUCAUAUAAGUGAGUCAGGAGAGACGAGCUGAGCUGAAUCGAUAAGAGUUGAAAUACAAUAAUAAAAAUAAAGACGUUAAAUCACUUGAACCAGAUUUUCUUUAUUUGUAAUGUGCUCAGUGUCUCGAUCUCUGACAUUUCUCUCUUUAACCAUUUGUGUACACAGUAUGUUUUACAUCUUACACUCCUGGGAGAGUUCUCACAAUGGGGCGUAUCUACUUAAGAUUACAUUCUGUUCCUGCCAACACUGAAUGUCUGCCACACUUUUUUUUUUUUUUUUUUUUUUUUUUUCCUUUUCAAGGUGAGUUCUUAUCCAUUCAUCAGUUAUUCUGAUACCAGUUUUAAACAAAAGCUUACUUGUUUCACUUUUGUUCCUGGUUUCCACUCGGUUUCUCCCUGGAACAUUUGUUGCUGUUUGUUUUCUGUCAUUAAAUCUGAUUAAAAGCUGUUUUAUCCUGAAA
This is a messenger RNA of Maylandia zebra (zebra mbuna), 9217 nucleotides long. RefSeq names its product low-density lipoprotein receptor related-protein 13 b (gene lrp13b). Gene Ontology annotation, biological process: receptor-mediated endocytosis. NCBI's taxonomy places the organism in Eukaryota, Metazoa, Chordata, Actinopteri, Cichliformes, Cichlidae. Gene Ontology annotation, molecular function: protein binding; hormone binding; calcium ion binding. The record is from RefSeq and is a predicted model, not a curated record. Gene Ontology annotation, cellular component: apical plasma membrane; signaling receptor complex; plasma membrane.